GGCUUCAAACCUGCAAGCCAACCUGCGCUCGGCGAUAGGAGGGAGUCGGUGGCCAGUCAUGGACCAAGACUAACGAAAUACGUCCCAGGCAGCGGCCGUUGGGCUCGGUUUCGGCGUUUUCACCGUCGCCACGUUUCGGAUACGUCCGGUGUACACAGACCUGUGUGCUGAGAAGCCCUUCAUCGCUACAUGCGUCGCACUGGCCCUACGAUCACCAGCAGCCUCCCAGCUUUUCUCGCAUCCAGCGGAUACGGGAGAUAGGUGGACGCCAGCAAUGGCAGAGUCUUCGCUGGAGAUCCCAAACAUGUCCUGCAACUCUUCCAGGUUACUGUAUCCUCCGAGAAAUCACACUCACUCCUCGAUGCACUUGUCCAAACAGUCCUACAGCGUUUUAAGUGCCUUUUGCUCGGAAGGGAACAUAGCGCAGUGUAUCUCAUACAUCAAUCAGGAGAUGUCCUCACUGGGCUUCCCCGCCGUGUGUAAUGAGCUGGACAACGGCGGCGAUCUGAAGGCGGUGUCGGUGCUGAACACCAUGUACGAGCUGCUGCAGCUGCACCGCCGCAGCCUGCGAGCCUUGGAGGAGCUGGAGACGGAGCAGCUGAAGAGCGCCAGCCACCUGGAGCACCUGAAGCUCUGCAACUCCAGGCUGAAGGAGCAACUGGAGCAGUCCAGGAGGGAGAGCACGGGGCUCUGUGAACGGGAGCGGCAGCUUCAGAUGAAAGUCAAGAGCUUACAGAACUGCCUGAAAAACGAGAAGGAGGAGGUACAAAAGCUACAGAAUAUAAUAUCCAGUCGUGCCAGCCAGUAUAACCAUGACAUGAAGCGUAAGGAGAGGGAGUACAGCAAGCUGAAGGAGCGUCUGAACCAGCUUUUAAUCGACAAGAAGGACAAGAGGCUGGCUAUUGAAGUCUUGAAUUAUGUGGGGAGAUCUGAUGGCAAGAGAAGCCUUUGGAAGACUGGGAAAACCGAAGCCAGGAAUGAGGGUGAGAUGUACCAGACCCUUUUGAAUGAUUAUGAGAGCCGGCAGAAGGAGCUGCUGAUGGAGAAUGCGGAACUCAAGAAGGUUUUGCAGCAGAUGAAAAAGGAGAUGGUCUCCAUUUUAAGUCCGAGAAAGCACAGCCAGAAAGGAGAGACGAUUGAUGACAGCCUCGAGCUGCCUGGGUCCGAGAAUGAGGAGGAGGUGUGCGAUUCGAGCCGGGAGACGCUGGAGCUGUCGUGUGAGCAUGCCCGCGAGCAGCUCACCAACAGCAUCCGGCAGCAGUGGAGACGGCUGAAGAACCACAUGGAGAAGCUGGACAAUCAAGCAUCUUUGGUGCAGAAUGGCUCACUGGGUGACAAUGAAGUCAUUUCUAGGAAGAGCCACGAAGAGACUGUGGAGAAGCUGAAGCUGGAGAUCCAGCAGUGUAAGGACUUCAUCCAGACGCAGCAGCAGCUGUGGCAGCAGCAGCUCAGCUGCCCGUGUGACGACGAGACGGCUGCCCUCCUGAACGACUGCUACAUGCUGGAGGAGAAGGAGCGCCUCAAGGAGGAGUGGAGACUCUUUGACGAACAGAAGAAAAAUUUUGAGAAGGAGAGAAGGAAUUUCACAGAGGCUGCCAUUAGACUUGGCCAUGAGAGAAAGGCGUUUGAGGAGGACCGAGCGAUGUGGCUCAAACAUCAGUUCCUGAAUAUGACGCCGUUUCUGGACCGUAAGAAAUCGCAAAGUGCCUUAAAGAGUCCCGAGUCUGAAGUGACCGUCGCUCCAGAAUCGCAGUAUCACAACGCUUUCUCCACCCCCAAAACGGCGCCAGCAAAGAUCCCGUCAACAACUGACCUGUACCGCACACUCCGCCUCCUCCCUGACCACGGCUCACCUAGAAGCCAACCAAAGAAUGGUAACUGGCAGGACUCUGACGUCAUCCUCAGCCGAGAUGUUUCUACCAAAUCGGGACUCCUUGGAUCAGCCGAUUGCAGUAUCUAUUCGUUCGUUGGCACGGAGAGCAGUCCAAACUGACGCUUUGCACUUCAACUUUAUAAAGACAUUUAAAAAAAUGCUGGCCCUAUGUGAUCCAUGAAGAUUAUUUUUACAACAGUUUUAUUGGUCAUCUGAUGCUUGACUGAACAUGCCAAAAACUCAUUCUAUCUUUUUUUAAAAAAAAAUAAAUUCAGUGAUGAAUUUGUUUUCACAUGAGCCAGUUUUAACGUGUGUGUGUGUGUGUGCAGUUAUCCUAUGGGAGCAUCUCGCAUUAGUCGAUUGACAGCUGAUUGUAGUACAAAUAUUCAUCCCAAAUCUUCAAAGAUGUUUUAUAGGUCUUGUCUGUAUAUAUUUGAGAUUUAGUUUAUUGUAUAACUGCAGUGUAUUUAUUUUGUAAUGUGUAGAUCAUUUGGGGGGAAUUUAUGUAGCUUAAGUUGCACAUUUUAAGAAUUUUAUAUCUCUAGACUUCUAUAGACUAACUUGAAUCUCUGAAACCCCCCUUGAUAGACCUUUCACAAAUCCAUGGUGUUUGAAUUACUCAUGCUGCUCUUACAGUCAAUGCAAUAAUUUAGCUUUUGGAUUAAAUGUAAUUAAAAUGCAUAUAAUAAACUUGUCUGUUUCACACA
Molecule: messenger RNA, 2580 nt
Organism: Brienomyrus brachyistius
Lineage: Eukaryota; Metazoa; Chordata; Actinopteri; Osteoglossiformes; Mormyridae
Gene: ssx2ipa
Product: synovial sarcoma, X breakpoint 2 interacting protein a
Exons: 14
Coding region: 275-1993 (572 amino acids)
Source: RefSeq, a predicted model, not a curated record